CCAGCAGCACUCUAAACUCUUUCAAUGACUACCAAAAUAGAUCUUCCUUCUUCUUGUCCUCCUCCUCCAUUCUAAACUCCUUCAAUAAUGACCACCAAAACAGAUCUUUCUUCUUCUUCUUCAUUUCCUAAAUUGACAUACGAUGUGUUCCUCAGUUUCAGAGGUAAAGAUACCCGCACAAAUUUCACAGACCAUCUCUAUACCGCUCUCAAUCAGAAAGGAAUAAACACAUUUAGAGAUGAUGAAGAACUUGAGAGAGGGGAAUCAAUUGGUCCAAAUCUCUUGAAAGCAAUUAAAGAAUCAAGAUAUGUUAUUGUGGUUUUUUCCCAAAAUUACGCCGAUUCUUCGUGGUGUUUGGAUGAGCUUGCAAAGGUCGGUAAAUGCAUGAAAAAAAGGGGACAAAAAGUCCUUCCAGUGUUCUACCAUGUUGAUCCAUCCGUGGUACGAAGACAAACAGGGGAGCACUUUGGGAAAGCAUUUGAGAAGCAUCAAAAGCGGCAUCCAGACAAAGUGAAGGGCUGGAAAGACGCUCUUGCUGAUGUAGGCAAUCUCUCUGGAUGGCAUCUGAAAGAUGGGUAUGAAUCCAAAGUCAUUCAAGAAAUUGUUGAAAAGAUUUUCACCGAGUUAAAUCAAAUAAUCCCAACACCUGAGGGUUUAGUUGGAAUGGAUUCUCACCUGAAUGAAAUGCUUUCGUACUUAGACAUUGGGUGUCCUGAUGUUCGUAUCAUAGGGAUUUGUGGUAUGGGUGGUAUCGGUAAGACAACCAUUGCAGAUGUGGUUUUUAAAAGGGUACAGGCUCAGUUUGAAGGUUGCAUCUUUCUUGAGAAUGUUAGAGAGGAAAUUGAAAAGCAAGGUGCAGUUCAUUUACAAGAGAAACUUCUUUCGAAUUUGCUGAAAUGUAGUGUAAAUUUACAGACCACUAAAAUGGGAAAAGAUACAAUCAGGCAUAGACUAUGUACUAAAAAGGUUCUUCUCAUUCUUGAUGAUGUGGAUCAAGAAGAACAAUUGGAAGCAUUGUGCAAUCGCACUUGGUUUGGUCCAGAGAGUAGAAUCAUCAUAACUUGUAGAGAUGAACAUUUGCUCAGUAUAGUUGAAGGAGACAAAGUAUAUAAGGUGAAUCCAUUAAGUGAUGCUGAAGCUCUUCAGCUUUUCAGUAUGAAAGCCUUCAAGAAAGACCAGCUGGUUGGAGAAGAAAUUCUGAAGCUAUCCAAAGAAUUGUUAAAAUAUGCUAAUGGCCUUCCACUAGCUAUUGAAGUUUUGGGUGGUCUUGUUAAGGGUAGAGGGGUAGAGUUAUGGUCAAGUGCAUUGGAAAGACUUAAAGAAAAUCCUGAUAAAAAAAUUAUUAAAGUUCUCAAGGUUAGUUAUGAUGGAUUAGAACCAAGGGAACAGAAAAUUUUUUUGGACAUUGCAUGUUUCCUUAAAGGGGUGAGCAUAGAUCGUGUAAGAAGAAUACUACAGGGUAGUAAUGACUACUGUCCAGACUUUGAUAUAAAGGUUCUCCUGGACAAAUCUAUGGUAACGAAAUUUGGAAAAAAAUUGUGGAUGCAUGAUUUGAUACAAGAAAUGGGUUGGGAAGUUGUUCGUCAAGAAUAUCCUAAUAAUCCUGAAAAACGUAGAAGAUUGUGGCUUCCAGAGGAGAUUUUCCAUGUACUUGAUCGGAGUAAGGCGACGAGUGCAGUUGAAAGCAUAUUCCUCCAAUGUCCAAUAGAAGACGAUGUUGUUCACUCAAUUGAUACCUUCUCAAAUAUGGACAGAUUGAGAUUGCUCAAGAUUUGGAAAGUGAAGUUUUCCGGAAACAUCACAUAUCUUUCUAAUGAGUUACAGUAUCUUGAUUGGCAUGAGUGCCCUUUGGAUUCCUUCCCAUCAGACUUCCAACCGGAUAAACUUGUUGAACUUCACAUGUGUAUUAGUAGCAUCAAACAACUAUGGAGGGGGAAAAAGGGAUGGAGCAUGCUACGACAUUUAGAUCUGACUGGUUCACAAUACUUGAUGUCGACUCCAGACUUCACUGAGGUUCCUAAUCUUGAAACGUUGGUGCUUCCAUUAUGUACAAGCUUGGUGAAGGUUCACCCGUCUCUUGGAUUUCUGAAGAAACUUGUCUCUUUGAAUAUGACAUUCUGCGUGUCUAUUGAGAGCAUUCCACCUUUCACUUCCUUGGAAUGCCUUCAAAUAUUGAGGCUUUCAUUCUGUUUGGGACUGAAGAAGUUUCCAGAAAUUGAAGGAAAUAUGAAAAGCUUGCUGGAGCUUCAUUUGGAUGGGACCAGGAUUGAGGAAUUGCCUCCAUCAAUUGAACGCUUGACUGGCCUUACCAUGUUGAAUCUAGCAUACUGUAAUAAGCUUUUGCAUCUUCCCAAUACCAUUGGGUGCUUGACAUCUUUGAAAAGUCUCAAUCUAACAAGUUGCUCCAAAAUUCAUGAGAUACCUGAGAAUCUGAAUGGUAUGAAAUGUCUGGAGAGGCUUUGCAUUGGUGGAACUUCCAUAAGGAAGUUAUCUUUCAUUGUAUGCAUGAAGAAUCUACAGUAUCUAUCCUGCCGAGGAUGUACAUGUCUAGUUUCAGAAUCAUUUAAAGUUCUGGCUUCGUUAUCGAAUUUGACAGAGCUAGACUUGAGUUGUUGCAAUCUGAUGGAUGGAGCAUUUCUCAAUGAUUUUGGCAGCCUAAUCUCCUUGAGAGAGUUAGAUUUAAGUGAAAAUUGCUUUGUGCGAUUACCUGAAAGUAUCUCUCAAAUCUCAAAGCUCGAGAUUCUGCACUUGAAUAAUUGCAGACAGCUUCAAUUGCUGCCCAAGAAGCUUCCGUUCCGUCUUCAACACGUGUAUGCACAUGAUUGUACUUCACUGACGGAUUACCCAAAUCAAACCAGAGUAUUGACUUCAAUAGAGUCGGGAGUGACUACUAUCAAUUCCCUCCCUUCUUAUGCACCUGGAGACCCGCAAGAUUUCAGAACGUGGAGUUUUCCAACAGAUGGCGGCGGAUCUCCAGAGCUGCGAUUGACACAUGGGCACGCUGAGGGGAAACGAGUUGCUCGUAUGUCACUACCAAAUCCAGUGUAUGGAACAGAAGUUGAACUGCUUCCACCUUCAAAAUUGCUUUUUACCUUGCAUCCUGAGAAUGAAAUUCCAGAGUGGUUCAGCACUACAUCUACCAGAAAUCCCAUAUCAAUCCAGAUACCUUCAAAUUUGGCAGAUGAUAAUACCUGGAAGGGAGUUGCAGCGUGUGCUGUUUUCUCAGUCAAAAGACGUAAUACAACUACUCUCUCCGUUACUGAACCGGAUCCUGAAUUUUCCAAAUACUUGUAUCAAAUCAGAAUGGAAACUGAUGCUUUCAGUCUAAAACCAUAUGCGAUUGACUGGGAAGAACAACUCCGCCCCCUUGGAUCAAGUCCUCAUCUGCUAAUGAUUUUCUAUUUACCUAGUUUGGCUUUUCCAGAGCAGGGGUUGAAUCAAUCAACUGUGGUGGCGGCUAAUUUUGAAACCAACAACCCAUUCAUGGUGCACCAGAAAUGUGGAAUUCGUCUAGUCUAUGAGCAAGAUGACGGAUGGUAUUAUAAAAAAUUAUGGCCUGGGAUUGGUAUGAUUCAUCUGAAUAGAGAUGAGGAAGACGAUGCACCGGCCUCUGGCUGGCUUACUCAAGUGGAUGGAUGUGUGAAAUGGGAGAAAUUCAUUUUGCACAUCCAAGAAGAAUCCACACUUGUGCUGAGAAAUAAGAUUGAGUCUGUUCUUCCUAGAUACCUUGAGGCAUUAAACCAUUAUUCUGCAACGUAUAAAUUUAACCUCAGAGGAGGCCCAGCGUGGUUUAAGCAUUGCUUUCGUUUCCUUGAUACAAUGCCAGCUGAGUGCUGGGGUUUGCGAACCGAGAUUCCUCAGAAUCUAUACAAGAGCAAGAAGUGGAUGGGAUUUGCAAUAUACGCAUCAACUGCAGAGAAAGUGCGGCAUAUACUAGAAGAAAACGAAGAGGUCAACUAUCGUAUUUAUCUUCAACUCGGAAUCGGUAAAUCUUUUAAGAGGGUGUCCCGAGAACUUGAGCACUUCAAGUCAUCAUCAGAAGAACAUCAUCAACUUCUGAUUUUUUACAUACCGCGGGCAGAGAUUCCCGAAGAGUUGUUCACUCCGACUUCAUCAACAACUGAAAUGCUCAUUUCCUUCAGAGUCGACUCCCCUUAUGUGAAGUUUCAAAUAGGUGGGAUGCGUGUUGUUUACCAGGAAGAUAUGCAAGAGUUUGCUCAGACAAUUAUCAAAUGCAUGGAAAGGGAAGAUUCACUUGAAUUUUACGAUACGUUGGUGGUGAAAGAUUUGAUAGCGUUGAUGCGAUCGCAACGUUAUCAUUUAGAGCGGAUUAGUGAUGCAAAAGGACCGGAUUUCAGAACCAGACAGGAGAAAAAGUUUGAACUGCUCUCUCAAAAAUAUAGAAAUUGGGACUGGUCUGACCCUCGACCUGUUGUUUGCAACUUCUGGGGAGCUGAACUUUCCAAGUGGAAACGGUUCAUGCAUUUCAAGGAAGGCAACUCUGCAGAAAUCCAACUGCCUGCCAAUUUGUUCGAUGAUGCUAAUUGGUUGGGGAUUGUUGUAUGUGCUUUUAAUUUGGUGUCACCCAAAGAACCAAGCUUGAGGUCUAGCACUACUACUGAUGCAGAGUAUAAUGUGCUUACCUGUCGUCUAGACUCUGGUGUUGCUUUGGACAGCUUACAUGAUCUCGUAUUUCAGGAAUGUUUCAAUCUGUUGGAAUAUGCAUUCAAUAAUACUUUGUUCCAUUAUCUACCGCACGGUGGUAAAUGUUAUAAUGAGUCCUGGAGGCAACGCAAACUGGCGAGGGCAACUUUUUCGUCUUCCAGCUCAUUCUUAGAAGUGUAUAGUUGUGGCCUUCGUCUAGUAUAUAAGGAGGACGUUGAACUUCUUGUAGAGACACUGACCUCCUGCCAUCUACCCUGAACGUUCCACCACAAGACUGCUGCACAUGGAGGGCGUGUUGUUACUUCUUCGCAGAAGUACCGAUAUUUGCAUCCAAAGGAGGCAAGGUCUGCAAGCAAGAGUUUCCUGCUAAUUCCUUCGCUACAAGUUCCUAAUUAAAUAAGCAAAUGAAACUUAGGUCUCCUAAAGUUUCAUUUUAAGUAGUUUGUAUUUUCUUACAAUGUUCUUGUUUUCGACUGUGAGGUUUUUGGCUCUGUCCCUUUUGUACUUUCAUUCCUGAAUAAGCAAAUGAAACGUAGGUCUCGAAAAGUUUCAUUUUCAGUAACUUGUAUUUUCUUAUCAUGUUUUUGUUUUUGAUUGAGAGGUUUUCGGCUUCGUCCCCCUUUCUUUGUAUUUCCAUUCUUGAAUAAGCUAAUGAAAACUUAGGUCUCCCGAAGUUUCAU
Messenger RNA from Rosa rugosa (rugosa rose), 5345 nucleotides. Its product is annotated as TMV resistance protein N-like. The transcript is spliced from 9 exons. NCBI's taxonomy places the organism in Eukaryota, Viridiplantae, Streptophyta, Magnoliopsida, Rosales, Rosaceae. Gene Ontology annotation, molecular function: protein binding; ADP binding. Bases 88 to 4923 code for a protein of 1611 amino acids. Gene Ontology annotation, biological process: signal transduction; defense response. The record is from RefSeq and is a predicted model, not a curated record.